AUGGCCGAGCCAACAAACACGCCGAUGCUCCCGAGCACUCCGGUGCCAGGCGGCACUCCUCGAUCCGGCUCGCCAUCACCUGCGAUUCCCAGCCUGACCCCAGACGGGUCCACAGUGACCCUCCCAGUCCGAUCGCGGCGGCCGGCACCGGCAGAGGGGCGGCCCGUGGUGCUCCACAUCGGCGACCCCGUCAAGUACAACCCGGAGACGUACGCGGCGUUCAGCGCCGCGUUCGAGGUCGUCCGCCCCGCCGCGGCGGAGCGCGAGAGGGGCGAGUUCGCGCGCGCGCUGCGCGAGCGCCGGUGGGGGGACUUCCACGCCAUCUUCCGGCCCUUCUGGGGCACCGGCGGCGAGAUGGGCCGCUGGGACGCAGAGCUGAUCGACCUGCUGCCGGGGUCGGUCCGGGUGUUUGCCAGCGCCGGCGCGGGGUUCGAUUGGGCGGAUACGGAGCUCCUGGGGGAGAAGGGCAUUCUAUACUGCAACUCCGGUCUCGCGGCUGCCGAGGCCGUGGCCGACUUCGCCGUGGCCAUGAUCAUCUCCACCUUCCGCCACCUGCCCUGGUGCAUGGGCGCCGCCACCGUGCCACCGAACCCGACCUCCUCGUCUUCGAACGACGCCGACGACGCCGACGCACAGGCGCAACAGCACCGCAUCUUCCAAGCCUGCCACGCCCAGGCGACGGCCGCGUCGCACAACCUCCGCGGCCACAGCCUCGGCCUCGUGGGCCUGGGCAACAUCGGCAUCCACAUCGCCGCCAAGCUCGGCUGCCCGGCCUUCGGCAUGCGCGUCCGCUACUUCGACGUCGCCGGCCGCCGCCCCGCCGCCGUCGAGGCCGAGCUGCGAGCCACCUUCCACGACUCGUUGGAGUCGCUCCUCGGAGCCAGCGACUGCGUCGUCCUCUGCACGCCCGCCCUGCCCGGCGGGGAGGCCCUCGUCACCGCGGAGGUGCUGGCCAUGUUUCGCCCGGGAGCUAGGUUCGUCAAUGUGGCGAGGGGGUCGCUUGUCGACGAGGAGGCCCUGGCGGAUGCGCUCGAGUCUGGGAGGAUUGCUGCUGCAGCGCUGGAUGUGCAUGCGCGCGAGCCGAGGGUUAACCCGAGGCUGGUGCGGUUGGCCGGGCUCGGGGCCGGGACGGCGCCGGGGAGGGUCAUGCUUACGUGCCAUAAUGCUGGGGGGACGGUGGAGACGCAUGUUGGGUUUGAGGAGCUGAGUAUGCGGAAUAUUAUGGCUGUGUUGGAGGGUGGGGAGGCGAUCACGCCGGUGAAUGCGCAUUUGGUGAAGAGGAAGGGGUAAAAGGGGUUGGUCGUCCCGGUUCUUUUUCUUUUGGGGGUUUAGACUGCCUAGAUCUUACACAUAUAUAGCAGGUACCGUGGGAAGCGUGGCUUGGGGCCUAGCGGGUGCUAGCCCUGGAGAUAGAGGUGGAAGAGUUAGACGGCUCCUGUUCCCACUAACAGUCACGGUUGUCCUAUACCUAUAUUUCGCCAUGAAUC
This is a messenger RNA of Phialemonium atrogriseum, 1487 nucleotides long. RefSeq names its product D-isomer specific 2-hydroxyacid dehydrogenase. Gene Ontology annotation, molecular function: hydroxypyruvate reductase [NAD(P)H] activity; NAD binding; glyoxylate reductase (NADPH) activity. Bases 1 to 1290 code for a protein of 429 amino acids. The transcript has 2 exons. The record is from RefSeq and is a predicted model, not a curated record. Gene Ontology annotation, cellular component: cytosol. Lineage: Eukaryota; Fungi; Ascomycota; Sordariomycetes; Cephalothecales; Cephalothecaceae.